Messenger RNA from Colletotrichum truncatum, 1530 nucleotides. RefSeq lists its product as uncharacterized. The record is from RefSeq and is a predicted model, not a curated record. NCBI's taxonomy places the organism in Eukaryota, Fungi, Ascomycota, Sordariomycetes, Glomerellales, Glomerellaceae.
AUGCUAAGUCGGCACGCCGCAUCCACACCAGACUACCCGUCGACUAUUCCACGCCCUACUAUGGACUCUGGAAUGGACGGCACACAAACUCUACGCCAUGCACAUGGGCCUGCGGCCAUAGAUCCAGAGGUUGAUCCAACUCCCCCGAGCGCUACCCCUGGUGCUGCCAUAAACAUCAAGCCACCUACCCAACCGGAGCCAUGCCGCAUUAGCCCGUCUACCGCCAACCGAAGCUUCCCAAAGUUGAAGACUGGCCAUCAGAGGCAACAAUCUGUUCCAAACUUCCCCUCAUCCUCCACCUCAAACCAGCCUAUCCCGCAAGUGACGCUUUCGCCAUCAACGGAUCGAGGGAGUGGUCGUCCCCUGUCGGUCAACAUGGCUCUCACCGGAGACAACAGAAGCAGGAAAUCGGCUGACGCCUCCCGAGGAGGUAUACUGAGCGGCUGGUUCACCGGUUCCGGGUCCCCUAACGGUGCGGAGGGCACCAGCCCGACAACUCAAGCUGCCAGAACGAACAACGACAACACAGACGAAACGCCUUCGAUGUUACGCAGGAGAGCAACGGCUGAUCAAACACCCAAAGGAAACUCGCCAAGUACCUCGCGAUUCGCCUUCUUCACCUCACCAUUUUCGAAGAACAACCAGGGACCAGUCGACCCGAAGCAGCACGAGGAACUUCUCAACUUGAAUAUUCAGGAAGCUCUGUUUCCCCCAUCCUCUCCGACACAACGAGACGCGUUCUCGCCCGCUGCGUUCAAGAACCUCGAGGCCACUGCCGUUGGUCUGUUGACGAAAUUCCAAAGUGCCUACCAAAGACAGAAUGCCGUCCUCCAAGACCUUCGGGAUGACAAAGACGCCCAGGUAGACGAGAGUGAGGAGGCCGACACACGCAUUCAACACCUGAAGGUUCAGUUGGAGAACAUGGCUUCAAAGGUUGCUGAGCAAGAGCAAUCGAUACAGCAACUUAUGGCGGAGCUCGCUGCUGAGAAAAAGGCGAGGCAAGAGGAGCGUCUAAUGAGGGAACGGGGCCGUCCUAUUUCCGAAGGAUCAUCGAUAUCUGAAGAUCUUGGCGUCGAAGAGGAUCAGGCCAGGAGGAAGUGGAGAAAGAGCGUCGGGUUCGAAACAGACGAUGAAAGUGUCGAGGACGCCAGCGUCUUUUCGAGAUCACGGAGCCCUACCACUGCCGCCCCGAGCGUCUUCGAGGGCAGUAUCACCGAAUUAUCUCCAGCGCCGUCGGUAGCCAAAGCAAAUACACUUGGGCCGCCAAAGGCGUCGCGGCCAACUGCUUCGAAGACGCCUCAGCAGCAAACCAGUGUUUUCCAAAAGCUCAUGCGAGGAGUGACAGGUGAUCCGAAGGAUCAGGGAGGUUCAUCAUCGUGCGCAAAUUGCCGUGGCCAGGACGAGCGAGCUGCUUGGGACACUGUUAGUCUGUUAAGGGAUGAGAACCGGGGCCUGAAGCAUCGUGUCGCCGAGUUAGAGACGUGUGUGGAUAGUGCAUUGGAUGCAGUGAACGGCAUUAGACUCGACUGA